CGAGUUCUCUUCUUUCGCCUCCCAGCCUUCCGAGUCAAGUAAGCUUCCUUUCUCUUCUUUGAAUUCUUCCCGGUUAUGUCUUCCUUAGGUAGCGAUAGGAUUUCGUCCUCAGAUGGCUCCUCAUCUGAGGGCUCUACCUCUUCUUCUUCGACCGGGUACUUUUCUUCUUAUUCCUUACCCGGUCAGGUUCCUAACUCUUCUGUCCCUGAGCCGCAGCCUGUUAAUCAGGUUCCCGUCCUACCGAGUGGGAUCGGCUGUGAAGGCUUUGUGUACUUCAAAGGUCGCGCCGGUAGGAAAUUCAUUUCCGACGUCCCCCAAAGUAACUGGGGAUGGAAGAAAAAGUUUGUUUUCAUUGAAUUCCCACCCUAUGUCACCCCAUUGGCCGGUUUGAAAUGGAACGAUCACCUUCUCAAUCACGAGUAUACCGUGUCGGCCUCCUCCCCUGAUCUCGAAGCGAGCCUGGAGAUCCUCCUCCAUGGGAAUCCUUUCACUGGGAGGAAGUUCCACUAUAGGAGCUGGGUUUGGAGGAUCCAACCGAGUGGUGAGGGUACCUCCCAAGCCCAUGAAGCAGCGGGGCACGGGGUACCCUCCCCGGGCAACACUGCAGAGGCUGAGGGCCAAAACCACCCAGACAUGGAGUUCGAGGAGUUCGACAUCCCCAACGAUCAGCCGGCAGGAGAGACCGAAGGCUCCCAAGCUGCCUCCGCCAAAACUUUCCCGGUCAACCAAGAGACCGUGGAAACUUUUGACGAGGAUAAACCCCAAGACAACCGGUCGAAGGGGAGGAGCCCUCCCAAGGGCAAGGAGAAGACCAGCUGGCGAACGAAGAAGGUGGCCACCACGCACUCUUCUUAUGCUAAGAAGAGGGCGAGGUCGGAUUCUGAGCCGGCUUCCAUGACAAUCGAAGAGGCCUUCAUUAAUCUCGGGAUGAGGCUGAGGGAGGCAGGGGAGAUUGGUCCCCAUACAGCUGAACAACUGGGGAUGGGCUCUCCAACCGAAAUGGCCCGGCUGAAGAAGGAGAAUGAGGAGAUGGCCCUCAUUCUUAAAAUCCAAACAGAUGAGCUGGUCAAGCUGUUAGGUAUGGCCGGUUCUAUGGGAGCUGAGAUCACCAGGCUAAAAGAGGAGAAUGGUCGGCUGAUGGACGAGGUCUCUGACGUGAAGCAAGAGAUGGCGAAGAAGGACGAGAACAUCCACGGGCUUGUAGCUGCUUGGGUGGAGGAAAAUAAAGCUGAAGCUGCCCGGGUGAUGACGGAAACUUUGGAGGCCGCCAUGGAAUCCUUCAGGUUUCUGUACCGGGAGCCUGAGGGAAGGAAAAUGAGUAUCGUCGUUGGAUCUUUUGGAUUCAAGAGUGGCCAAAAGAAGGACUGGAUUGCUUCCCACCGAAUCUUGCUGAAAAGAGACCAGGACUUCACUGUUGCUGCCUACGGCUUGGCCCCAAUUCCGGAGGAAGAGCCUACUCCCCCCUAGAGUGAUCUGCCCGGCUGCGCCCGAUUGUUUCAUUUUGUAAAACUUUAAUAACUCUAAAUUUUCCCGGGUAUGCCCGGUGUAUUUUGAAAACAUUUAACAUUCAACUUUUAUAGUUCAAAUGAAUGUUCGUUUUUCUA
This is a messenger RNA of Cuscuta campestris, 1604 nucleotides long. NCBI's taxonomy places the organism in Eukaryota, Viridiplantae, Streptophyta, Magnoliopsida, Solanales, Convolvulaceae. The record is from the annotation of a GenBank genome assembly.